UCCCUCCCCGGAUUUGACAACACGCACCUUGACUGCUUGUAAACAGAAGCUCACACGUGACACCGAGAGCCCGAUUGUCUGCGAGCGGACAAAGAGCGACACAGUCAGCGCAAGCAUCGGGUGGAGGUGAACGGCCAGGUGUCAUGACAACCGGCGGUAUCAAGCAGACUUUCGUCCGUCGUUGGCGCUGCUGUGUCCGAGCGAGUCUGGCCGCUUGAACUUCUUCAUGUCUGGAUCCCAAAUCCGAGCGUGUGGAGGGAUACCGACGUUAGCUGCGUUUUCUCCAGCUCGCACGCAGCUGGCAGCGGGUAAACAAAGCUGGACAGCCUUUGUUUCACCUCCUAAUUUAGCUAGUCGGUUCAUUCGCUUCAGCUGCGCCAAAUUUUACUUUUCUAGCUAACGUUAGCUAACCGUAGCUAGCAGUAGCUUCGACAUCAGAUUUUUUUUCUUUUUCUUUUUUCUUUUAGCUAACGUUAAUCUUGUCCGUUUUUCCACUGGCUGGAUGAGAUGUCAUUCACGAUGGAGGAUAACUUGGAGUCCGAGUGGGUGUCCGUCCGACCCAGAGUCUUCGACGAAAAAGAAAGGCAUAAAUUUGUCUUCAUCGUGGCCUGGAACGAAAUCGAGGGGAAGUUCGCCAUAACCUGCCACAACAGAACCGUGCAGAGACGGACUACUUUUCUCCUGGACCCGCUCCUUGACGGUGCCCCUGCUUGCGCUGUGCUUCUUUCCCCCGGUGCCUCCGUGGCAGAGAAACACGCAAAAAGUAAGAAAGAUGUAGUUUGCCAAGCGGGUAAAGUUAAACCGCUCUCUGUCCCUAAAGGGAAGCCCACAACUAAGGCUGUUGUUGCGGACAAAAAUGCUUUAAAACCCGCUGGUUCAAAGACCUCGGAGUGUGUCAGUCCCACAUUAGGGUCCUGGGAUAUUGUGACACCGAAAGUAAUGGAAAUCGAGAUCCUGGACCCGGUGGAUUUCCAGGUCUCUGCGGAUGAUGCUGACCCAGGGGACGGGUACGGUGACGGCAGCAGUCGUGAGGACUUCAGCUGGGCCGGGGUGUUCUCCUUCCAGGACCUAAAGGCAGCCCACCUCCAGCUGUGCGCCGUCAACUCGGACUUGGAGCCAUGUUUACCCUCCUUCCCCGAGGAGCAAUCCGGCGUGUGGUCGGUGCUUUUCGGCGCCUCGGGGGUGUCGCAGCGGGAGACGGACGCAUUGUGCUACCAGCUGCAGGUGUACCUGGGUCAUGCCCUGGACACCUGCGGCUGGAAGAUCCUCUCAGAGGUGCUUUUCUCCGAGAGCGAGGACACGGACGAGUACUACGAGAGCCUGAGUGAGCUGAGGGAGAAGGGCUAUAAAGAUGCUCUGGAGAGGGCCAAGAGGCGCAUGCAAGAGGUGUUGGAUAGACACAAAGCCAUGGACAGCAUGGUGGAGCUGCUGCAGGUGUACCCCGAGGAGGACGAGGCAUAUGGAGAGCUGCUGGAGGCAACAACUCAGCUCUACCAUUACCUGCUUCAGCCUUUCAGGGACAUGAGGGAACUGGCAAUGUUGCGCAGACAGCAGAUUAAGAUCUCGCUGGAGACGGAGCGCCUGGGUCCUCGCCGAGUGGAGAGCCUGAGGAAAGAGGAUGAGGAGUGGCAGAAGAAGGCUCACGCCGCCGUUCUCUCCAUACAAGACCUGACUGUCAAGUUCUUUGAAACCACGACUCGGGCACAGAAAGCUCUGAAUGAGCGGAUGCGUGCUGACCAGAGAAAUUUUGGCAAGUCGGCGUGGGCAGCGGCGGUUGAACGCAUGGAGCGGCUGCAGUACGCGGUUUCCAAAGAAACUUUGCAGCUGAUGAGGGCCAAGGAAAUCUGCCUGGAACAGAGGAAACAUGGCUUAAAGGAGGAGAUGCAGGGUCUGCAAGGUGGGGAGGAAGCCAUGCUGCGUCUGGACCAGCUGGAGGCCCUGUACUACGAGCUGCAGCUGCAGCUGUAUGAUAUUCAGGCAGAAGUGCUGCGCUGUGAAGAGCUGCUGCUCAAUGCACAGCUGCAGAGUCUACGGAGGCAAAUGACAGAGCGACAGGAUGAGGUGGUGUACUACGAUGCCUUUGAGAGCCCCGAUGCCAUGAAGGGUGACGAAGACCCUGCCACCCCGCCGUCCCCCCUCCGAGAUGAAGAACUCGGCGUCUUACAGCAGAGGACACGGCAGCUCGAGGCCCGCAGGGGCCGCAUCACUGCCAAGAAAGUCUACCUCAAAAACAAGAAGGAAAUCUGUAUUGUCAAUCACAACCAGAAGAUACAACAGCAACAAGGUAGCCAUGGCGAGUCCCUGCAGACACUGCAACAGGGGGGUGAAGCUGAGGAAGAUGAUGAAGCCAAGAGCAACGCCAGAGUGAGCCAGGAGAGGCAGAGGACUCUGGACCGACUUCGCAGCCUCAAACAGCGUUAUCCCGGCCAGGUGACUCUGAAGUCCAGCCGGCUGCGUCUGAGUCAGCCUCACAGCCGGAGGAGAGCCGGACAGCAGCCCAGCACUCACUCGGCCAGCGUUCAGACCGACUGCAUCUCCGAUCUCCCAGAACUCUCUGCUCCUCCUCCGCCCGAUGUCUGCAGCUGCGACAGCGUCUCUUUACCGACAGUUGAACUCGAAAACCUCGACUCUUCACCGCCAUUCCUCUCACUGCCUCCCCUCUCAGACUCUCCAUCUGUUCUUUCCCUGGGUCCGCCUCCUCCUCCCCCGCCUCCCCCGCCUCCUCCACCACUUCCUUCCCCGGAGGAGCAGCUGCAGCAGCAGCAGGGUAAGGGCAGGGAGAAUAAUCCCAGCCCAGUGCGGCACCAUGAGCGCAAGUCCGAAUCGUCCCCUCUGCCCCUGGCGCCGUUCUCCCCUCGAUUCUUUGACAGCAGUCAGCUGCAGACGGCGAGGAAGAAGCUGAAGAAGACGGCCUCGCUGGACUCGUCUCAGUGGAGGAGAGCGAGCUCCCCCAUGGACGAGGUGCUGGCCUCUCUGAAACGGGGCUGUUUCCACCUGAGGAAGGCCGAGCUGCGAGUCCUGGCCCCCGACCCGGACGACGACACCGACAACAUCCUGGCUCAGAUCCGGCAGGGCGUGCGGCUGAAGAAGGUGCGGACCCGGCCGGAGCAGCAGCGUCACGCCAAGGGUUUCCCCCACUCGGCCGACGCUCUGACGCGCAGCAUCCACGAGGCCCUGCGGAGAAUCAAAGAGGCUUCGCCGGAGUCCGAGUCGGAGGACGAAGGCCUCCCGUGCACAGACUGGGAAAACUAGUUUGGCUUAUAGGAAGUUUUUUUUAUGGAUACGUGGAGCCAAAACGAAGAGAAAACAAGCAGACAAACCAGGGUUAAAUCACCUGGACAUACCUUGGUGCAAUUUGUUGUUUGUAAAGAUGGACCACUAAUCUUUUUUUUUUUUUUUUUUAUGUCGUUGCUGUGGCAUUCUUGCCGAGGAUACAACCUCUAACCUCUCAUUAUGUCAGUCUACAUGUCCGAGUCGUACUGUAGCUUGCUGUGAUGGGUUUGUUUUAGGAAGUGAGUAUUUAGUUUUUACGUUUCUCUCGCUUUCAACGACACGGUAAGCAUUCAGACUCUUCACUGAACACGUGUGCUGUACACUUUUUACAUUCAACUACGUGACAACCAUUUCUACUGUAUCUUUCAGUGCAUAAAAGGCCUGAACGUUCAUGCAGGAUAGGCCAAAUCCCACUUGGAGUAGUUUGACAUUUUGAGGGAGAAAGCUGCUGGCUGUAACUACAAAUCGGCGUAUUUCCCAAAAUGUAAAACUAGUUGCUAAUUUGGGUCAUUUUCAUCAUCCCGGUGGAAAGAAUGCAAAAACUUUUGAUUAGUGCAUUUAGCAAAUCAGACAUGCCUGUUUUUAGCAUUUUCUCUUUAGAAAUAAUUAAUAGAUGCAGCAUAUUGAGUAAAGUAUAAUAUAACAAGAGGAGAAGAUUUUGGGGGAAGGACAUACAACUCAAAUUCAAUCUCCAUAAUCUGUUCUGAAAACACAUUGGUUUAAUAAUUGUAGUUUUAACACGGUCAGCAGCAGCUGGAGCAGCAGCAGCAGCAGCGGCUCAUGGAGGUAAUUGGCGCCAGAUUGCUGAAAUUUGCUUCAACUUACAAUAUGUUUAGACUCAGUGUGACUUAAACUUCCAGAGGAUGUCCGUAUCGCCGAUGUCCAUCUCGGACUUAGAAAUCAUAGAAAACUGCAGAACUAGCCUGAUAAUAAUCACGUUUUAAGUUUUCUUCAGUAUCAGAGUAAUCCAGUGAUAGUUGUGUGUACAUCCAGGGGUACACUGCAAACAGGAACUGCUAACCGCUAACUCGGUAUACUAUUUUUAAUGGUGCCAAUUUGCCAAAACUUACUCUAAUGACAUUACACUUCCUGUGUACAUCACACAAAGCAUCAUGGGAAAUGUAAUUGCACAAUUUAGAACAGGAUUCUAAUAAUGGGCGUGACCUAAUCCUUUAUUUCCUGUAUUCAUGCCAGACUUGGAGAGUCUUGGAACUUUGAAAGUUCAACAUGCUGUAGCUGGGAGCGAGAGAGUUCAUGUUAGUGUGUUUUCCAAACAAAGCGUUUACCUGCAGCCCACACAGGCUCGGACUGUAAGAAGCUCAGCACAGCUGGGUCAGAAAUACAAAGUAAACUUGGAAAUGCCAACACUGGAAAUAUUAGCACACACCGCUGUAGUUUUUCAGAUAAAUAUUCAUAAGAAACAUCUGUUGACUUGUGCAUCCUCUGCUUUUCCUCCUCCAAGGAUGCCAUUUUA
Messenger RNA from Perca flavescens (yellow perch), 4747 nucleotides. It is a transcript of the gene jmy, whose product is annotated as junction mediating and regulatory protein, p53 cofactor. Gene Ontology annotation, molecular function: actin binding; Arp2/3 complex binding; transcription coactivator activity. Gene Ontology annotation, biological process: Arp2/3 complex-mediated actin nucleation; positive regulation of apoptotic process; 'de novo' actin filament nucleation. Lineage: Eukaryota; Metazoa; Chordata; Actinopteri; Perciformes; Percidae. Gene Ontology annotation, cellular component: nucleus; cytoplasm. The transcript has 10 exons. The coding region runs from base 508 to 3252 and encodes 914 amino acids. The record is from RefSeq and is a predicted model, not a curated record.